GAACGCAGGAGCGCCCAGGCCUGCCGGGGCUCGCCGGGAUGGGCCGCGUCCCAGCACCGCGGGGCACCUGACCGGCCCAGCAGCAGCCGGCGCGGCGCUCCCGGGGCCCCGCGCACACGUGCGAGCACUGAGCCAGGUGCGCGAGUCGAACCGCCCGCCCGCCGGCCCGCGGUUCCCCUGCAGGCCGCGGAGAGCGCGCUGGACGCCGGCGCCGCCAGUUAGAGGGGAGCGGGGCCCGGGGCCGGUUCGCUGCCUCCCGCUCCGCCGCAGCCCCCCGUUCCGGCCGCCGAGGGAACGUGAUUCAUUGCUUUCCUCUUGGUGGAUGUGCGAGGACCUGGGCUAGAAGCAUGUGGCGUGUCCCGCGAGGCUGGAGGGUAGGGCGCCUGGGACCCUGGGGAGCCGAGGGGCGGAAGCAGCCCCCCAGCGUCCGCGCACUGGCCAGCGUGGGCUCCAGGAGCGGGGACGAAUACAGUCACGUGGUGGUGGGUGCGGGCUCCGCGGGCUGCGUGCUGGCUCGGCGGCUCACCGAGGACCCCGACAAGCGCGUGCUGCUGCUGGAGGCCGGGCCCAAGGACGUGCUGGCGGGGAGCAAGCGGCUCUUGUGGAAGAUCCACAUGCCCGCGGCCCUCGUGGCCAACCUGUGCGAUGACAGGUACAACUGGUGCUACCACACGGAGCCGCAGCCGGGCCUCGACGGCCGGGUGCUGUACUGGCCGCGCGGCCGGGUCUGGGGGGGCUCGUCGUCGCUCAAUGCCAUGGUCUACAUCCGCGGCCACGCCGAAGACUAUAACCGCUGGCAGCGGGAAGGCGCCGCGGGCUGGGACUACGCGCACUGCCUGCCCUACUUCCGCAAGGCGCAGAGCCACGAGCUGGGCGCCGGCACGUACCGCGGCGGCCAGGGCCCCCUGCACGUGUCCCGGGGCAAGACCAACCACCCGCUGCACCACGCCUUCCUGGAGGCGGCGCAGCAGGCCGGCUACCCGCUCACUGAGGACAUGAACGGCUUCCAGCAAGAAGGCUUCGGGUGGAUGGACAUGACCAUCCACCAAGGCAAGCGCUGGAGCGCUGCGUGUGCGUACCUGCACCCGGCACUGGGCCGCCCCAACCUCACGGCCGAGGCGCAGACGCUCGUGCACAGAGUGCUGUUCGAGGGUACCCGCGCCGUGGGUGUGGAGUACGUUAAGAACGGCCAGAGCCACAGGGUUUACGCCGGCGCGGAGGUGAUUCUGAGCGGGGGUGCCAUCAACUCUCCACAGCUGCUCAUGCUCUCGGGCGUCGGCAACGCGGAUGACCUCCGCAAGCUGGGCAUCCCGGUGGUGUGCCACCUGCCCGGGGUGGGCCAAAACCUGCAAGACCACCUGGAGGUGUACAUCCAGCAGGCCUGCACCCGCCCCAUCACCCUGCACUCGGCGCAGAAGCCCUUGAGGAAAGUCCGGAUUGGUCUGGAGUGGCUCUGGAAGUUCACAGGGGAUGGGGCCACGGCGCACCUGGAAACAGGUGGGUUCAUCCGGAGCCGGCCUGGGGUCCCUCACCCGGACAUCCAGUUCCAUUUCCUGCCGUCCCAAGUGAUAGACCAUGGCCGGGUCCCCACCCAGCAGGAGGCUUACCAGGUGCACGUGGGGACCAUGCGGGGCACAAGUGUGGGAUGGCUUAAACUGAGAAGUGCCAACCCCCAGGACCACCCUGUGAUUCAGCCCAACUACUUGACAACAGAAACCGACAUUCACGACUUCCGACAGUGUGUGAAGCUGACCAGAGAAAUUUUUGCCCAGAAAGCCCUGGCGCCAUUCCGGGGGAAGGAGCUCCAGCCGGGAAGCAACGUGCAGUCAGAUGAGGAGAUCGAUGCCUUCGUGAGGGCGAAGGCCGACAGCGCCUACCACCCCUCCUGCACCUGCAAGAUGGGCCAGCCUUCUGAUCCCAUGGCCGUGGUGGAUCCACAGACCAGGGUGCUUGGGGUGCAGAACCUCAGGGUGGUUGACGCUUCCAUCAUGCCCAGCGUGGUCAGCGGCAACCUGAACGCCCCCACCAUCAUGAUCGCAGAGAAAGCAGCAGACAUCAUCAGGGGGCAGCCUGCACUCUGGGAUAAGGACGUCCCUGUCUACAAGCCUGGGACCCUGGCCACCCAGCGCUGAGGUGGUCCCUGCCCAAGAAGCCUCCUGCCAAGCCAAGAGGUUCAGCACAGCCCCUGUCCCCGUGCCCUUUCCUGAAACUGUCUAGAAUGUUAAUUACAGUUCAGUGGCUGAGAAUGUGACAUUCCUUAGGCUGGGAGACCAGUAUCAGGCAGCGAAGCAGGUUCCUUUUCCCCAGCACUUUUCUGCAGGCUGCCCCCCAACCUCCUGAAGGGGCAGUAAAAGGGACUGGGGAAGGGGGGCUGGCCAGUGAAGGAGGAUGGCUAACUCCAGCCAUGGCCUUAUCUUCUACUCCACCGCACUCUGCAGCCCUGGGUCCUGCUCAGAUUUAAAGGAAGUGGUUCUCUCCCAGGCCUCCCUCUUAAUUAAGGCAAGGUGCUAUGCGCAGAGGCUAGGUGCAGGCUGGACGCCACGGGAGGCAUCUGCCUCAGGCCGCCAGCUGCUGAGGCCUGUGCCUAAGCCUCCAGCGUCUCUGUUUAGAGAGAAAGCUGCCUGCCUGAAGAAACACAGGCUUCUUUCUCUUCUGCUUCUCGUGGCCCCUCCCAGUGGGGUCACUCUGAGGCCCACCUCGCCAGUACUCUGGUUCUUAUUAAACACAGCCCGAUUUCUGGACCUUAUUCAGAGAAGAGUCUGGAGAGUCUCUUCAUUACCAUAGGUUUCCUGAUUUAGCAUUUUAAACUAUUUUCCUGUUACCAGGGAAACCUAAAAACCUAGAGCAAACCCCACAGACCAGACCGCUGCUCCAAGCCAAAGCAGCUAGCCCAAGAGGAUGCUUUCCUGUCAGUCUGGGGAGAUGACCCGCCAUGGGCAAAGCUGGCUGAUUCAUAUUCAGCAGCCGUCCACGGGAGCAGACCGGGAUCGAGCUGAGGCUGAUGGAAAAAGCAGUCGAGUCACACUAUACACCUGAUCCCAUGAAAAUAAAUUGGCAAAGAUUGGAGUUUGGCGGGGGGGAAACCAGAUACAAGUAGCAUUUAAAAUAGUUCUUUGAUCUUUAAACUUCCUGUAAUUCAAUAAUGUAAUCCAGUAACCAGUUUUUGAAUGGAGAGGACUUAGCCAGACUGUUCUUAGUAGGUAAUGACAACUAAAUGCAUUUUGGAUAGAUUUUUCUGAAGAUUUCCAAAGCCACCAUCUGCGGCAAGGGAGAAGAGACUUGUGCUCUGGAAACCUGCCCCGAACAAGGAGGGGAGGGAAAGGGGGCAUUCCAGCCUUUCCCCAGGAUCAGAGUGGACUGAGAUAGCUUGGAGGCUGGACAGCCAUAACUUGUGUUUGUGAGAAAGACCUUCCAGAAAGAUGGGAAGAAGAAAACCAUUACACCUCUCCUUCCUUUACAAAUUUAAAGGAGCUCUGGUUUCCUCUUA
This is a messenger RNA of Mustela erminea (ermine), 3487 nucleotides long. It is a transcript of the gene CHDH, whose product is annotated as choline dehydrogenase. Gene Ontology annotation, cellular component: mitochondrial inner membrane. Gene Ontology annotation, molecular function: choline dehydrogenase activity; flavin adenine dinucleotide binding. The transcript has 8 exons. The coding region runs from base 348 to 2132 and encodes 594 amino acids. NCBI's taxonomy places the organism in Eukaryota, Metazoa, Chordata, Mammalia, Carnivora, Mustelidae. The record is from RefSeq and is a predicted model, not a curated record.